Messenger RNA from Hyposmocoma kahamanoa, 938 nucleotides. RefSeq lists its product as uncharacterized. Gene Ontology annotation, cellular component: nucleus. The coding region runs from base 51 to 938 and encodes 295 amino acids. The record is from RefSeq and is a predicted model, not a curated record. The transcript has a single exon. Gene Ontology annotation, molecular function: DNA binding. NCBI's taxonomy places the organism in Eukaryota, Metazoa, Arthropoda, Insecta, Lepidoptera, Cosmopterigidae.
AUCCAGAAUUGUCGUUACGCGUUGCAGAAAACACUUCCGUUGCACGAGCAAUGGGGUUUAACAAAGUCAGUGUCUCGAAAUUCUUUUCGUUAUUGAUUGAAUUGCAGGAUAAAUACAAAUUUGGACCCACGAAAAUAUUUAAUGUCGAUGAGACUGGGAUCACAACUGUGCCCAAAAAGAAAUCUAAAGUUCUUUCCUUAAAAGGCAAGAAACAAGUUGGCCUUAUCUCUUCUGCUGAAAGGGGCCAAUUAUCCACAGCAGUUUUGUGCGUAUCAGCGUCUGGCAUUUACGUGCCACCACUUGUAAUUUUCCCGAGAGUCCGUAUGAAAGCAGAAUUGCUGGACGGUGCGCCACCUGGAACAAUCGCCAUGUGCCAUCCCAGUGGAUGGAUCCAGAGUUACAUUUUUGUUCAUUGGCUAGAUCAUUUCAUUGCAAAUGUCAAACCUACUAAGGAUUAUCCUGUCCUUCUUUUACUAGAUGGUCACUCAACGCAUACCAAAAAUCUUCCCUUGAUAGACAAAGCACGAAACAAUGGAGUCAUUAUUGUCAGUUUCCCUCCUCACUGCACUCAUCGCCUGCAACCACUUGACGUUAGCUUCAUGGGACCAUUAAGCACUUUUUAUACCCAAGAAGUGAUGAUAUGGCUGCGCAAUAAUCCAGGUCGAAUUGUAACACAGUACCAACUUGGAAAACUGUUCGGAAUUGCGUAUGCCAAAGCAGCAACAUUACAAAAUGCAUUGAGUGGUUUCUCAAAAACUGGAAUUUAUCCUUUGAAUCCGAAUAUCUUCUCAGAUCAUGAUUUCGUAUCUGCUUCUACAACAGAUAAUGACAUUACAGGAUCCCAGACUAUGGCGAACUUUUCAGAAAACGUAAUUCAUGACACUAGAGUGGAUAAGAAUAAACCAUUAACAGCAGAAGUGUUACCAAUAUAUUCUUAA